GCGUAAUCGGGAGCGUUGCGUUUUAGCCAGACUGACAGCCAAUUCAACGAAUAAAGCCCCCUAACGCCCCCCAUUAGGGUCAAUGUCAAAGGGGGUAAGAGAGAGAAAGAUAGAUAGAGAGAGAAAGAUAGUGUGACACUGGGAGGGGAAGGUGGGGCAGAGAGAUAAUGAAUAGGGGUAUGUUUUCGGAUUCACAACUGGAGUAAAUGUGCAUUUGGUGUGGAGGGUCUACCUUUAAUUGGAUUGCAGAAAGGCAGAGAGAGAGAGAGAGAGAGAGAGAGAGCCACAAGAAAUCUUGAGAAGAAGUUAUUAGUGCUCGUCGCUCAUAGCCGAUUCAAUAAAAGAGGAACGAAGGAAGAAGGGUUCUCUCUCUGAUUUGCAAAGCUGCGUCCUUUGUAAGAGAGUUUUUCAUUUCCCAUCAAGCAGGUGUUCUUCUGAUUGCAGAUUUGUUUUGUUUUCUGUAAUAUUGCAUUCAGUCUCUCCAAUCUGUGCUUCGUUUUUUUGGAGAGGGAUCUGGGAUUUUGUCUUCUCUUCUCACUGCUUUCUUGCUUGCCUCUUUUUAUUUUCAAAUCGAACUUCGAAUCUUUUUGUCUUGGCCUUGAAGUGUCUGUGUUUUCUUUCUAUCAGCUUCUCUGUUCGUUUUUUAUUCUUGAACUGUGGAAAAUGAGCCUUUGAAUUAGACUUCUCCAAUCGCCAGUCGAGUCAUACUCAACGAGCUUUCUUUGUCGUCAUCUGAAUUAAAUCUAGAAAAAAAGACGAGCCCGGGGAUUCUUUGGAGCAAAAUUGACUUUGGAUUUCUUCAAAUCGUAGUUCUUCCCAAUUCAAAACCUUGGGCUGCGUGCUUUGAAUGUUUGCAUAAACCUUGUCUCUGUCCUUUCCCUCCUCAAGCUUAGGGCUUUAUCUUUUCCAAAGCAAAGUCUUAUUCUUGGGGAAGCUUUUCCUGGCAAAGAUUACAGUUGCUUUUGGGGAUUUCAGGGGUUGGUUGGUAGAUGGGUUGAACCCAGCCAAACCAGCAAUUUGCUUUGAUUCACUGCAGGUUUUGCUCUAAUUGUAAGCACUUGUGAGGGAGAAAUUAAAAAGGAAAGCUUUAAUGCAUCUCUCUCUAUGGAAACCAUUGUCUCACUGUGCUGCUCUGAUCCUGGACAAGAAGAGCAGACGAAGAGACGGAUCUGAUGAAGAAGGAAAGGCCAAUCCCUCAAUUCUGAGGAAAUUGCAAGAGCAUAAGCUGAGGGAGGCUCUUGAGGAAGCAUCUGAAGAUGGCUCUCUUUUCAAGUCCCAAGAUAUGGAUUCCGAGGCCAUGGCUAAUCAAGAUGAGGGCUUGGGCAGAUCACGGUCGCUGGCGCGGCUGAAUGCUCAGAAAGAAUUCCUCCGGGCGACGGCUCUGGCUGCAGAGCGCACAUUUGAGUCCAGCGAUUCAAUACCUCAGCUUGAUGAGGCAUUCUCGAAGUUCCUCACAAUGUACCCAAAGUAUCAGUCUUCGGAGAGGAUUGAUCAGUUAAGAUCAGAUGAGUAUUCACAUUUGUCAGUGGCUCCUCCAAAGGUAUGCCUUGACUACUGUGGAUUUGGGCUGUUUUCAUUCCUGCAAACUGUUCACUAUUGGGAGUCAUCUACGUUUAGUUUGUCUGAAAUUACUGCCAAUUUGAGCAACCAUGCUUUGUAUGGGGGAGCUGAGAGGGGUACAGUGGAACAUGAUAUCAAGAUCCGAAUAAUGGAUUAUUUGAACAUCCCCGAGAAUGAAUACGGCCUUGUUUUUACUGUCAGCCGUGGUUCGGCCUUUAAACUGCUUGCAGAAUCGUACCCUUUCCACACGAAUAAAAGGCUGUUAACCAUGUUUGAUCAUGAGAGUCAAUCGGUGAAUUGGAUGGCUCAGAGUGCUAGAGGGAAAGGGGCUAAGGUUCAAAGUGCGUGGUUUAAAUGGCCUACGCUCAAGCUGUGUUCGACUGAUCUGAGGAAACAAAUUUCAAACAAGAAGAGGAGAAAGAAAGAUGCAGCUACCGGACUUUUUGUUUUCCCUGUUCAGUCUAGAGUGACGGGUGCAAAGUACUCGUAUCAGUGGAUGGCCCUGGCUCAACAGAACAACUGGCACGUCUUGCUUGAUGCUGGAGCAUUGGGUCCGAAGGACAUGGAUUCUCUUGGAUUGUCUCUAUUCCGGCCUGAUUUUAUCAUCACGUCGUUCUACAGGGUAUUUGGCUAUGACCCAACUGGAUUUGGAUGCCUUCUUAUAAAGAAAUCUGUUAUGGGAAGCCUUCAAAAUCGAACUGGUCAUGCAGGUUCUGGUAUCGUCAAAAUCACCCCUGUCUUUCCACUUUACUUAAGCGAUUCAAUGGACAACUUCCCCGGAUUUGGUGAAGUCGAGGAGGCAGGAGGGAAUGGCGAAGGGAAUUCUGAGACACGUCCUGGAUCUCAUCUCCCUGCAUUUUCAGGUGCAUACACUUCUGCUCAGGUAAGGGAUGUAUUCGAGAGCGAGAUGGAGCACGACAAUAGUUCUGACAGGGAUGGGACGAGCACUGUGUUUGAAGAAACCGAAAGCAUUUCUGUUGGAGAAGUGAUUAAAAGUCCAGUCUUCAGUGAGGAUGAAUCAUCCGACAAUUCCUUGUGGAUUGAUUUGGGCCACAGCCCGGCAGAUUCGGAUAAUGCUGGUCAUUCAAACAAACUCAAAGUCUCAUCUCCACUGCCGCCUGCUUGGUUUUCUGUCCGGAAGAACAACAAGAUGAUAUCUCCAAAAGCUACGAAAUUAUCAACCAGCCCAAUGUACGACAAGGAAUUGAACUCGGGGCACACUGAAGACCACCAGGUAUUAUCCUUCGAUGCUGCAGUUAGAUCAGUCUCUCAUGACUCGGAACAUGUCAAGGAGACAACCAAAGAAGGAAAUCUUACUCAGAGAAGCCAAGCCACUGCGGAAACCGAAACUCCAGAUAAUAAUUGCUUUUACGAAAUCGAAGAAGAGCCUGUAAUCAGCCAAUCAUUCAGCUCCAUUAGAGGGUCCAGUCAAGACAAUUCAGCUUCUAUCUCGAAUCAACAUAACGGGCAGAAUGGUUCGGCCUUGGAGAUUUGCCUGGAGAAGGAGAGCGCAAUAAGAAGAGAGACAGAAGGAGAGUUCAGGUUACUCGACAGACGGGAAAGAAGUAGAAUCGCUGGCGGAAGAUUUUUCGGAAUAGAGGAGGCCGAUCAGUCGGGAAGCAAGGGAAGGAGGGUAUCCUUUAGCACAGAAGACAACCGUGGAGCGCAUAUUACUCAAAGUCAGGAGCCUGUAGAACUAUCUGCGACUAGUUUGGACGAUGAAGAUUAUGCGAGCAAUGACUAUGGCGAUGGGCAAGAUUCAGAGAGGGGCGAUCCGGAGAUAAUCUGCAGACAUCUUGAUCACAUAAACAUGCUGGGCCUGAACAAGACCACUUCUCGACUUCGAUUCUUGAUUAACUGGCUUGUUACAUCUUUACUGCAGUUAAGACUGCCUGGUUUUGGUGAAAAGGACGGUGCGCCAUUGGUUCAAAUAUAUGGCCCGAAAAUUAAGUACGAAAGAGGUGCUGCUGUUGCCUUCAAUGUGAGGGGUACGGAUAAGGGUAUGAUUAGUCCGGAAGUUGUUCAAAAACUGGCUGAGUCACAUGGUAUUUCUUUAGGGGUUGGUAUACUGAGUCACAUUCGGAUCCUCAAUAACCCCAAACAGCAACGGGGAGGGUCUUCGAAUCUCAAUGAUACUUCCCUUUGCAAGCCAAUGGAAGGCGGCCGACAUGAUGGUAAAAAUGGCUUCAUCAGAGUUGAGGUUGUCACUGCGUCGCUUGGCUUUCUGACCAAUUUCGAAGAUGUCUACAAGCUGUGGGAAUUUGUGGCUAAAUUUCUCGACCCGGAUUUUGUGAAAGAGGGAGUGCUUCCACCUGUUGCUGAAGAAGUUGAGGAAUGAACAACUGGAGCUCGGCCAAAUGCUUAUGCGCAGCCGUCCUAAAACCAACGCCAAGCAGAAGAUGCAGAGUUGGGGCAGACCCGAAGAAGAAAUCGAUGGAAAGGUUUUGUUGGAUGGAUUCUUUUGCCCCUACUGCAUCUUUUGCUGUUCUAAUUUGUGAAUUCUUGUUUUCGAUUGUUUGAAUUUUUGUGGGGUUUCCUGUAGAGCUUAGCUGGUUUUAAACAUUUGUAUCAUUUCAGAAUUCAGAUAGUUGUGAGGUAAGGAAAGAACGGAACAUAGCAUGCCUUGUUUGCAACGACCUGUGGAUCAAAAUGCUAUCUGCUGUGUACAAAUUCAAGUUAUGAUGUACUAUUUGGUUUCUCGACUACACUACAUUGUACUGUACAUUUAUCAUCUUGUUUGUGAGUCCUGUACGAGCUUGUGGCUAUUAAUUUUAGGACAUGUCAUUAAACAUAAUUUCUGCUUUA
This is a messenger RNA of Andrographis paniculata, 4365 nucleotides long. RefSeq lists its product as uncharacterized. The record is from RefSeq and is a predicted model, not a curated record. Bases 1091 to 3898 code for a protein of 935 amino acids. Lineage: Eukaryota; Viridiplantae; Streptophyta; Magnoliopsida; Lamiales; Acanthaceae. The transcript has a single exon.